Messenger RNA from Dermatophagoides pteronyssinus (European house dust mite), 1448 nucleotides. Its product is annotated as periodic tryptophan protein 1 homolog. Gene Ontology annotation, cellular component: nucleus. Gene Ontology annotation, molecular function: protein binding. The record is from RefSeq and is a predicted model, not a curated record. Gene Ontology annotation, biological process: rRNA processing. Lineage: Eukaryota; Metazoa; Arthropoda; Arachnida; Sarcoptiformes; Pyroglyphidae.
UCUUUAUGAGCGGAUUCGUGUUGAAAACCGCGUUGAUUUCGUUUUGGAAUUCUAAAUAUUUUCAGAUUUUUUGAUUUCUUUUAAUUUGCGUUUUGAUUCCGAUGGCAACCAAAUUGAACUUUGUUUCCUGUGUUGCCUGGGUCAGGCAAGGUGUUGCCAAAGAAAUACCUGAUCGAAUUCAACUAACACAGGAAGAAAUUCGAUCAAAAAUCGAAAGCGAUCGACAAAAAUUUAAAGAAUUAAAAAGUUCCAAUCAGAAUGAGCAUAUGGAGACAGAUGAAUCUUCAUCACAAGUUGAUCGAAAUGAUGAAGAUCGUCAAAUAAUUGAUCGCUAUAAUCUGGACGAUUAUGAUGAUGAUGACAAUGAUGAUGAUUUCUUUGUACCGGAUGAUACGGCUGCUGAUACAUAUCUAAAUCGUGAACAAAAUUAUUCGGAUGACGAAGAAGAAAAAGACGAUUUUCGGAUUAAGCCAACGGAUAACCUUUUACUAGCUGGCCAUGUUGAAGAAGAUAGUGUUUCACUUGAAAUUAAAGUUUAUAACAAAGAAGAUGGUGUCUAUGUGCAUCAUGAAAUUUAUCUUGCUGCUUAUCCAUUGUGUUUUCAGUGGCUCAAUUUUGAAAUGGAAAAUGAAAAAAGAAAUUUGGUUGCCGUUGGUGAUAUGAACAAUGAUAUUAACAUCUGGAAUCUUGAUGUCGUCGAUAUUCUUGAUCCGGUUGCCGUGUUGAGUGGCCAUAAAAAAUCCGUACUUGAUUUAUCUUGGUCGGAAAAGGCUUCUAAUAUAUUGGCAUCAGUAUCGGCCGAUAAAAAAUGUUUACUUUGGGAUUUGAAACAACAAACCGUUGUACAGACAUUUGAUCAGUUUAAAUCACGAGUUCAAUCGGUAUCUUUUCAUCCACUUGAAACAAACAUUCUAUUGACUGGCGAUGCUAAAGGUCACGCAAAGCUUUUGAACUAUCAAUCACUAUCGAUAAAAGAUUGGAAGGUUUGUCAAAAUGAAGUCGAAAAGGUUGCCUGGAAUCCACAAGAACCAUACAUGUUUCUAUGUGCCACAUCUGAAGGUUGGCUAUAUGGAUUCGAUUGUAGAAAUGAUAAUUCUCCUCUAUUUGGAAUCAAAGCUCACGAUGAAAUGAUUUCGGGAAUGGAAUUCAGUUCGGCAAACAAUGGCUGUUUGAUGACUACUUCGGCUGAUCAAAACGUCAAAAUAUGGUCUGUUUCAUCGAAGGAAGUGAAAUCUAUUCAAACAAUUCAGCCAAAUGUCGGAAUCAUUUUAUCGAUGUCUGCCAAUCCUGACCAUUCUAACAUAUUUGCCAUAUCUGGAGAUAAUGUUGGUGAAAACAUAAAAAUUCUUAAUCUUGACACUUAUCCUGCAGUAAAAAGACAAUUCAAUCUUUGCUGAUUGCUUUUAAAUUGUGAUUCAUUAAAUUUAAUAAAAAUUAUUUUUUCGAAU